UUGCUCUAUAUCGGAUCGAGUAAUUCACCGUCUCGGAGGGUUACUGUCAUACCAGAGUACACACGUACUGUUUAGUUAAAAAGUAUCUUUCAGUGCCAUUUUUGCCGCCCGGGCGUACACAUCGCCCUAGUAUGUUUAAGUUUAUUAAUUAAUUAAUAAUCUACUUUGCUGAGGGUAUUUUCAAUCUAGUGGAGUAGAUUUUGUAUCAACUUUACCGUCUCCAAGCUGAAAUGUACAAAUAAAAUCUAUAUUUUUUUGAGAAAAUUUCUUAAUAAUAAAUGAGGAAAAAAAUAAUAAAUUUUGCUACUGUGGGACCAAAAUAUUAUCUGUGAUUUAUUUACGUGCCAAAGAUAUUUUCUUCACUGGAUUAAGAAUUUAUUUAUAUAAUUAAAUAAUCAAAGAAAUUAUUUAUUUAAACUGCCAUGACUGGACACUCUACGAGAACAAGCAGCGAAGCCAUAAGACUAGAGCCUAUUGGCAGGACCUCAAGUUCUAGAAGUCCUGGACAAAAUGGGACUGCUAACACCGAAAUUCCGGAAAUUUCUGGUGAUAGUAACACUGGGUUGCAUAAACGGAGCAUCUACGAGCACAAUGGAGUCGCGGUGUGCUCACAGAAACGCGCAUUAUGCAUCGCGACUAUUGUUUUCGCCACUUUGUUCGCCAUAUCACUUAUUAUCGCGUUCGCGGGACCACAAAAUGACUGCCCAUGUGCCGGUGAAAGACCGGAUAAUCUAGGGAUCGAUGAUGAUUACGAAAGUCUAGAGCCAUUAGCGACAAAUGGAGAGAUAUUCCCAUGGGAUAACGUAAGACUCCCAUCAUUUGCGCACCCAACCCGCUAUAACAUCACAAUCCACCCAAACUUAACAACCCUAGAAGUGAAAGGCCAAGUAACAAUCGAGUUCUACGUCGACAAAGAGACCAAUUUCGUAGUCUUCCACAGUAAAAACCUGACAAUAACCGAAAAGAUGGUGCAGAACCGAAAGGGGCAUGACAUGAAGAUCAGCCGACUUCUGGAGUACCCCAAGCACCAGCAGCUCUACCUAGAGUUAGAAGAAACCAAGUUCCGAAAGCGUGGCAACUAUUCAAUCCACCUGAGAUUCGUCUCACAAUUAACCAGCGAACUGGAGGGAUUCUAUUUAAGCACCUACACCACUGCCGAUGGUGACAAAAGGUACCUAGCAACGACCCACUUCGAGCCUACCUACGCCAGAUCAGCGUUUCCUUGUUUCGACGAGCCUCAAUUCAAGGCCAGGUUCCGGGUGUCUAUCUUCAGGGACCGAUUCCACAUCGCGCUGUGCAACAUGCCGAUAACUAACACAGAGGACGCGGGCUUCUACAUGGGCCGUGGGUUGUCGAACUUCCAGCUCAGGGACGACUUUGAAGAAUCCGUGGAGAUGUCAACCUACUUGGUCGCCUUCGUAGUCUGCGACUUCAAGCGAAUCUCCCAGUUGACCAGCAGGAAUGUGUCUGUCAGCGUUUACGCAUCCGAAACAAUGCUGCCACAAGCAACUUUCGCCCUAGAUACUGCCGUUAAGGUCAUGGACUACUUCGAUGACUUCUUCGGCGUCCACUAUCCUUUGCCUAAGCAAGAUCUAAUCGCAAUUCCGGAUUUCGCAGCCGGUGCCAUGGAAAACUGGGGCUUGAUCACUUACAGAGAAGCCUCCAUCCUUUACGAUCCUCAGGAAACUUCCACAGUCGCUCACGAAUGGGUUGCUGUGGUGAUAGCUCACGAACUGGCCCACCAGUGGUUCGGAAACUUGGUUACCAUGAAAUGGUGGAACGAUUUGUGGCUAAACGAAGGAGCAGCUUCGUUUUUUGAAUAUAAGGGUGUUAAUCACGUGGCUCCGCAUUGGAAUAUGAUGGACCAGUUUGUACUGGACAAGACCCAGUCGGGAUUAAGCUUGGACGGACUGGCUACCAGUCAUCCUAUCAGUGUCCCAGUUAAGGACCCAGCGGAGAUCGAAGCUAUCUUUGACACCAUCAGCUACAAUAAAGGUGCCAGUAUCUUGAAUAUGUUAGAAGGCUUCUUGGGUGAGGAGGUCUUUAAGAAGGGGCUCAAUGAGUAUCUUAACGUCCACGCUUAUGGCAGUGCUGAUACCAACGACCUGUGGGCCGUCUUCACUAAACACGCUAACAAGAGCUUCGAUGUCAAGGCUAUCAUGGACACCUGGAUCCAACAAACAGGUUUUCCGUUGGUUAGCAUCAGGAGAGAAGGAAAGAUGAUCACUGCCAGUCAGAAGAGGUUCAUGCUCACUCAGGAUAAUGAGACGCUGGUAGGCGGCAAGCCGUUUAAGUGGUACGUUCCGUUGAGCUACUAUGUUGACAAGGAUCCUAGUACUGUCUUCAAUGUCUGGAUGAACUUGUCAGAUGUGACCUUUGAGAUCCCGGAGAACACCAGCUACAUCAAGUGCAAUGUCAACCAGUCUGGGUUCUACAGGGUGACCUAUCCAGAAGAGAUGUGGGACGCGAUCAUUGAAACCUUGAUUACCAAGCACCAGCAAUUCAGUCCGAUAGAUAGGGCCAAUUUGGUAGAUGAUGCGUUUACAUUGUGCGAAGCUGGGGAGAUCAAUGCUAGCAUUCCGCUGAGGUUGAGCUUGUAUUUAUUAAAGGAACGUGAUUAUGCGCCCUGGGCCACGGCGUUGAGCUACUUGCACUCUUGGAAGGGCAAGCUGGCUGAGAGUUCUGGCUACAAGAGGUAUAUUGUUUUUUUGAAGAAGCUUCUAGGGCCGAUCACGGAGUUUGUUGGAUGGAAGGAUGAAGGCGAUCAUUUAACAAAGUGGCUCAGGAUAGCAGUUCUCCAAGCGGCAAUUGAACUCAAACUAGAGGAAGUCGUCAAGCCUGCAAAGAACCUCUUCGAGGACUGGAUGCUCCGCGGCAAGCGGAUUGUCCCCAACAUCAGGGACGUCGUCUACAUCGCUGGAGUUAGGUUUGGUGGAGAGAACGAGUGGAACUACUGUUGGGAGACCUUCAGGAAAACCCAAGUCCCCAGUGAGAAAAGGCUGAUGCUCCAGGCUCUGGGAGCCUCCACGGAUCCAUGGUUGCUACAGCGGUAUUUACUAAAGACUCUGGACCGCGAGAAUGUUAAGUCUCAGGAUGUCGAAGCGGUGAUUUCGGCGGUGGCUAGGAAUCCGGAUGGAAGAAGUCUUGCUUGGAGACAUCUCAAGGCCUACUGGCCUCAGUUCCAUGCGCUCUUUGGAAACGGAUCGCUUACUAUGGGCACGCUUAUCUCGACAGUCGUCUCGGAGUUCUUUACUGAAUAUGAUUAUCAAGAGGCGACAGAGUUCUUCAGUGACGUAGAAGUAGGAAGCGGCCAGAGGGCGCUGGAGCAGAGUUUGGAAACAAUAAGGUUCAACAUUCGGUGGGUAAAGGAGAACGCCGACACGAUAGACCAAUGGCUGAUUGACUACCUAAAGGAUCACAACGGCUAAUUUGGUUAUUAAUCACAUUAAUUACUUAAAUAAAAGUAUUAAUUACUAUUAUGAUAAUAACAAUAACAAUCAUAAAUACACUAAAAUUCAACGUACAAUUUAUACCGGUAACUAUAUAAAUUAUAUAU
Molecule: messenger RNA, 3556 nt
Organism: Cotesia glomerata
Lineage: Eukaryota; Metazoa; Arthropoda; Insecta; Hymenoptera; Braconidae
Product: endoplasmic reticulum aminopeptidase 2-like
Exons: 11
Coding region: 423-3428 (1001 amino acids)
Biological process (GO): proteolysis; peptide catabolic process
Cellular component (GO): cytoplasm
Molecular function (GO): zinc ion binding; metalloaminopeptidase activity; peptide binding
Source: RefSeq, a predicted model, not a curated record